Trematomus bernacchii (emerald rockcod) is the source of this 3604-nucleotide messenger RNA. RefSeq names its product kinesin light chain 1b (gene klc1b). Gene Ontology annotation, molecular function: kinesin binding. The transcript is spliced from 15 exons. NCBI's taxonomy places the organism in Eukaryota, Metazoa, Chordata, Actinopteri, Perciformes, Nototheniidae. The record is from RefSeq and is a predicted model, not a curated record. Gene Ontology annotation, biological process: microtubule-based movement. Bases 100 to 1722 code for a protein of 540 amino acids. Gene Ontology annotation, cellular component: cytoplasm; kinesin complex; membrane-bounded organelle.
CUUCUGGGAGAAUCUUGCGGUGCCGGAGACAUUUUGGAUUUAAAGGGGCUGAGCUAGCCGUCAGUCCUAGCUCUUGGUUUCCCUAAUCUUACAUAGAAUAUGUCCAUCAUGGUGUAUCCAAGAGAAGAGAAGCUGGAGAAGCUUACUCAGGAAGAGAUCAUCUCCAACACCAAGCUGGUGAUCCAGGGUCUGGAGGCCCUGAAGAACGAGCACAACUCCAUCCUCCACAGCCUCCUGGAGACCAUCAAGUGCCUAAAGAAGGACGAAGAGGCCAACCUGGUGCACGAGAAGUCCAACCUGCUCCGCAAGUCUGUGGAGAUGAUCGAGCUGGGCCUGGGAGAAGCGCAGGUGAUGAUGGCCCUGUCCAACCACCUGAACGCGGUGGAGUCGGAGAAGCAGAAGCUGCGUGCGCAGGUGAGGAGGCUCUGCCAGGAGAACCAGUGGCUGCGCGACGAGCUGGCCAACACCCAGCAGAAGCUGCAGAAGAGCGAGCAGAGCGUGGCCCAGCUGGAGGAGGAGAAGAAGCACCUGGAGUUCAUGAACCAGCUCAAGAAGUACGACGAGGACGUCUCGCCCACUCAGGAGGAGAAGGACCGAGAAACACCAAAGGACUCCCUGGAUGACCUCUUCCCCAACGACGAGGAGGAGCACGGGCAAGGAAGUCAGCACCAACACAACAGUGCGGCGGUGGCAGCGGCUCAGCAGGGGGGCUACGAGAUCCCUGCCCGCCUGAGGACCCUGCACAACCUGGUGAUCCAGUACGCCUCCCAGGGCCGCUACGAGGUGGCUGUCCCUCUCUGCAAGCAGGCUCUGGAGGACCUGGAGAAGACCUCUGGACACGACCACCCCGACGUGGCCACCAUGCUCAACAUCCUGGCCCUGGUCUACAGGGAUCAGAACAAAUACAAAGAGGCCGCCCAUCUGCUCAACGAUGCCCUGUCCAUCCGUGAGAAAACCCUGGGCAAAGAUCACCCCGCUGUUGCUGCGACGCUGAACAACUUGGCUGUGCUGUACGGAAAGAGGGGGAAGUACAAGGAGGCCGAGCCGCUGUGCAAGAGGGCUCUGGAGAUCAGAGAGAAGGUCCUGGGGAAGGACCACCCAGAUGUGGCCAAGCAGCUGAACAACCUGGCUCUGCUCUGCCAGAACCAGGGCAAGUACGAGGAGGUGGAGUACUACUACUGCCGGGCCCUGGAGAUCUACGAGAGCAGGCUGGGGCCAGACGAUGCCAACGUGGCCAAGACCAAGAACAACCUGGCGUCCUGCUUCCUCAAACAGGGGAAAUACAAGGAGGCUGAGAUUCUGUACAAAGAGAUUCUGACUCGUGCUCAUGAGAAAGAGUUUGGAUCUGUUGAUGCUGAGAACAAGCCCAUCUGGAUGCAUGCAGAGGAAAGAGAGGAGAGCAAGGGCAAGCACAGAGACAACACUCCCUACGGAGAGUACGGAGGCUGGUACAAGGCCUGCAAAGUCAACAGCCCGACAGUGAACACCACCCUGAGGAAUCUGGGGGCCCUGUACCGCCGGCAGGGCAAGCUGGAGGCUGCUGAGACCCUGGAGGAGUGCGCUGUGAGGUCUCGCAAGCAGAGCAACACAGGCAUCGACCCCAUCCACCAGACUCGUGUGGUGGAGAUCCUGAAGGAUACAGACGGCGACAGGCGGAGGAGCAGGGAGAGCCUGAGCAGCGUUAAGUAUGAGAGCGGCUCUGAGACCGGAGAGGAAGCCUAAGCCAUCAAGAUUAUUCCUCCAUCCUUCUCUCCUUCCCCAACACAAUAGCAAAAAGGAAGUGUGUUGUCGUUCCCUCUGGCCUCCUCUGUCCCAACAAAGCAACAGCUCCUCUGCCCCCUCCCGGUGCCAGCAGAGACACAGAAAGCCCCCCCCCCCCCCCCACCCUCUCGCGGCUGCCAUCUCUGCCCCCCCCCCACCCUGCUGGGACGUUUUGGUCUUCUCAUCUCGGCUCUCUCUCUUCCUUUCACCCUCGAUCCUUUCCCUCUCACUAACCCUGUGUCGAAAGGCUUUUCUUCUCUCUCUGUAACAUAAAAAAAUCAUUGUGUGUGUGUGUGUGUGUGAAAUCUCCUUCCCUGUGAGGAAGCCACUCGCACAUCUUUUUCCUCUCUCCAACACACAUUUGUAAUUUUUCCUAGCUGCAUAGUAGAUUUAUUUGGCUGGAUAAGGGGAGCAGGAAGGUUAUUUAUUGGAAGAAGGCAAAAGAUGAUUUGAGGAGGUGUUGACAAGAAGUAACGGUUAAGAGUCAAUGUAAUUCAAAACUGCUGUGCUUGGUCUCAAUCUGCUUAACAAAUGAAAGGUGACCUCAAAGCUAGCUUCCAACCUGUUGCCUGUGUUUAGCCUCAUUUUAUUCAGUUUUUAAAGUUUUUUUUUAGUCGUUGGUGAGUUUUGAGUUCUUCCCAAUAAUGAGAUCAAACGCUUAAGCAGCUUAGAAAUAAAUGGUACUGUAUAGUUUCACAUGCUAAUCCAAAUAUCUAAUUUCUUGUUAACAUCUGAAAUGAGAAGGGAGCAUUGCCAUUUUGUUUUUUUUAUAGAUUUAUUUCCUUUUUAAUUUGUAUCAUUUUGUUUACAUUUUUUUAAAGUGUUGAUUCUUUUGUGGCUGAAUAUUAAGGCAGUAGUUUGUGCCGCAGUGUGAAAAAGACCAGAAGGGCCGACAUCAGUCGAAAGCAAAUUGUCAGAUCACAGCAAGCUGUUGCCAUGGCAAUUCAUGUUCAAGUCGCUCGCUCUGGUGUCCUUGGUUUGAUUGAGUAUUCACGCAGGCUCUACGCUUGAACAAUAUAUACACAGUAGCUCACAUUUACAAAGGGAAUUAGCAAUGUUAGCGACUGUUGUAAAGCUAAUGCGACGCUAGAGACCAACGAGCACGGACACUGGCCACCUGAGAGAUUGCUUAAUAUUAGUAAAUCCAAGAUAAUGGCUGUGAAAUGCCCAGAAUUGCCUUUUUAUUUGUCAGUGCAGUAUUAGAAGCUUUGGAUUCCACAGUAGUUUAGUGUGUAUUGGUGUAUGUGUUGGUGGUACAGUCCACUCUGGCUAUUUUGAACACGAAGCUUAAUGGAGUGUGUUGCCUUUUGUUUUUGUUACAGUCGUUUGCAAAGUAAACAUUGUCACUCUGGUGAAUCAUGUUUUUAGACAACCGAAAAAAAAGUGCAGUGAGAGUGUUUCCUCAAGAUCAACAUAUUGUUAUUUCAGAUGUUUAACUAACUGAAUGUAAAAUGACUUCUUUAAAAAGUGUAAGUGUAGGCUGUAUUUCUAGAUCUGUGCAUUCAUUAUACGGCUUUUCGGUAUGCUACUUGAUUCUUCAUUCCUUCCAAUGAGUACACCUUUACUUCUAAUGCAACUGAACAAAAGGAAUUGACUAUGUACAUCACAUAAUUAUGACAAUAUUGUUGUGUUAGUGGAAUGCUUAUUUAUUGAACUGUCUAUUCUCGACAUAUAUAUAUAUAGUGUGACUUCAGUUUCCCAAAGUGGAAUUACAUUAAUUGUAAGGUCUAUAAGCACUAUCUUAGUAUAAGUAGGACUGCAUUAUAUUUACCAUUCUGCAUUGUGAAGAUUAUUGCAUCAACACUUGUUGGUAUUCUCAAAUAAAAGUUUUUCAUUUGUGGAG